Pocillopora verrucosa is the source of this 3492-nucleotide messenger RNA. Its product is annotated as microcephalin. NCBI's taxonomy places the organism in Eukaryota, Metazoa, Cnidaria, Anthozoa, Scleractinia, Pocilloporidae. The record is from RefSeq and is a predicted model, not a curated record. Gene Ontology annotation, biological process: mitotic cell cycle.
GCCCAGGACGUGCCGGUAAUGCCAUCCGAUUUUAGUUUGACUGAUCGUAUAAGCGCUUGUUCAUCCUGAUAAAAACUUUCCAGACCACAAUGGAACGGAAGAAAGUCUUACUCAGUCUUAAAACAGGAACGUCAAAGAAGAGAUCAGAGGAAUCAACAUUAGAAGGAAUGACCUCACAGAAUGGAAGUCUCAAGAAAGCCAUUUUGAGGGAAAGUACAUCAAACAAAACUACUUUGUCAAGAAGUAGAAAUAACCUCGCUACUGAGGAGAAAUCAAAGGCUCACGAUGAAAGCUUUGACUUCCACUGUUCUUUUGAAACUAAUUCCAGUGCAGAGCAGGAUAAUGACAUUCCUUCUACUCAACCAGUAUCACAUGACCAAAUACUGGAAGGUGUUGUAGCAUUCAUUGAGGUACGGUCAAAUACUGAAAACAGAUUUGAUGGAAUUUCAAAACAAGUGGAAAUGCUUGGAGCAACAGUUGUCAAGAAGCUUACUCCAGAGGUUACACAUGUGAUAUUUAAGGAUGGCAAGAGGACAAUCAGGGAGAGGGCACUUAAGAAGGGAAUCUACUUGGUGUCUGUUCUUUGGGUUGAGAGCUGUCGGCAGAGUGGAAAACGUGUAUCUGAGGACCUCUUCCCAGUUAUUUCACCUGAGGAGGCUGCCACACCAUUGUUGGUGGGAAGACUCAAGAGAACAAAAUCCAUGCAACCCAAAGCCUUUGAAGAAGAUGUUCAAAACAGUGCUGACAGGGGAGACAGAAGGAGAAGGAGAAAGCUUCAGGCAGAGAAUUUAACACCCACAGCUGUGAUUUUCUGUGCAGAAACUCAAGAUCCACAUAGUCCAUUAACUUUCAACUCUCCCGUUACACCCCAUAUCGUACCAGACACACCCAGUCAAAAAAUGGAAAAAUCACCAUUUAUCAAAGCACUCAAUUACGAUGACGAAUCGCCAGGGGAACCAAUCGCAUCGGGAAAAGACCACACUGACCAAUUGUCAGACAUUAACCAAGAAAUCCCGUCAAGCAUCAGCAAACUUAAAAGAAGGCUGCUGAGCAAGAGUACUCCAUCAAAUCUACCCACCCCUCCCGUGGAACAAAAAGAGACCCCAUCCGGGCAGAUUCGAAAAACACCGAAAGAUGUGAUACUGACAGGCUCUGAACAAGGCAAGAAAAGAAAGAGGCAGGAGUCGACCAGAGAAGCACUAAACGAAGACAUCAAGGCAGGUGUUGCAAAGCGAAAAAAGAAAACCAAAGUUGUAGAGGAAGUGCAGCGUGAGGAAAUAGACCAUGAAGAACUUAUAACAGAUACUGAACGCACAAAGUCGACCGUACAAAAUAUAUCUGAUGCUAAAAAGGGAAGAAAGGAGAGAGCAUCACAGGCAAAAGAAGAUGAAAAAUGCGUCACAGCAGGAACCGACGAUGGAAAGAAAAAGCAAGACAGUGUUUCAAGGAAAAAGAAGACUCCAGCUAAGCCAGGAAAGAAAUUCCCUUCAGGUCACAAUUCAGAUCAAACUGGCGAAAAUAUCGAUUCAGACUCAGGCGUGUCCGUUACAGAAAGUAACAGAAAAUCCUCACUGGUUAAUAGGGUGUCUUUUCGUCAUAAGAGGUUUUCUAAGACAGAGGAGUUGGUUGGCCAAGCAACUAAAGCAGUGGAAUUUGAUGACUCUCUUGUUACGGAAGACAAUGAAAGACAACAUGAAAACAAUGUUAAAGCAAAAUUGAAUGUGAGUAAGACAGAGAAGAAUUUACUGCGGAAAAAUACAGUCAAGAAGGUUAAAUUAGUGAGUCCAGCGAAAUUGGAAAGUCAGGUUAGUAUUGGUAAAAACAAAGGAAAAGACGGAUUUGACAUCAAGAGCAGUGUGUUGCAGCAAAAUGAUGAAAAUAUGAAGAGUGGAAGGCUGUCUUCUGAGGAAUCUCAAAGUGAUGACGAGGACGCGGAUGCUGAAGGCAGCACGUGUACAGAGGAAGAUGAACAAGAACCCCACCUGAAAAAUGAUCGGAAAACGGAGAGAAAACAGCGCACAAAGCUUGUCAAAAAGGUUAAGCCGAAGCGAUCGAUUGUGAUGACAAGCAUGCAUUUUGGUGAGCAAGAUAUUGUUCUGUCUGUCGUACGUAAACUGGGCGGAUUCUUUAUCGAAGACCGAGUCUCUUCUUCUACUAGUCACGUGAUCGCUGGAAGUCCUCGCCGCACCCUAAACGUUUUAAUGGCUAUUGCUCAAGGAUCAUGGCUCGUGUCAUCAGCUUGGGUGAUGAAAUCUCUAGAAGUUGGUUAUUGGGUGGACGAAGAACCCUAUGAAUUAUCAGACGCAUUUCCUGCUGCACAGCUUUGCCGGCUGGAACGUAUCAGUGCUGGGCCGGGUUACCACCAGGAGCUCUUUGCUGAGUGUCCACCGAUGUAUGUCUCUGAAAACUGCGCGCCUCCGAGUGACUCUUUGACCUCCUUGAUAGGCCUCUGUGGUGGAAAGGUUAGUACCUCUAUUAGAAAUGCUGGAAUAUGCAUCGGCUCAAUGGCAAGGAAAACACAAGUUGUGAACGUUACAGAACAGUGGAUUCUCGAUUGUAUUACACAACACGCUGUCCUGCCUUUUGCCAGCUUUGCUCUUAACACUCCAGCAAAGCGAAGACGAGAGGCAAGUCCAAGCUACUAAAGGUGAUUGUUUGUCAAAGUAACUCUAGAGACCGAACGUGCACGGAAUUCUGUCAGCUCGCUGCUACAACAAUCCUGACCGAAUAGCGCAUUGCUAGACCUGGCUGAAUGAUGUUCCCCUGCAACACUUGCCAAGGAUAUCAGAUGGUAUUCUGAGAUCAUUACUAUGCAAAGCAUUUCAAUGGCAAUUUGUAUUAAACUUCUUGCCAAAGCUGGGAAAUGUAGAUUUUGGCCGGCACUUGCAGUCGUAGGGAAAUUCAUGAUAACUUCAUCAACGGUGAAAAACAUUUUGUAUUUUCUACAUUUGCACGUCACUCAGAGUUUCGCUUUGUGUAUAACCCUUUAUAAAGUUUUGUACAAUGUCAGUUUAAAGCUCAAGUGUCGUAUGAAUUACAAGAGAAUUCGGCGUUUGUCGGAGCAUACAAAAUAUGUCGUCUCAAACACGACAAUAUGAUUGAACUUGGUGCCGAAGGAGAAUCAGUGAGGAUUUUAGCAUGCACUUACUCCGAGGUGCAUUUUACCAGAUAACUUCAGUCAUCAACUGUGGCAGAGAUACUUGCACUGAUGACGGACUUUUGCAAUGGAGGGAAUUUUAUACGUUUUAUACUACGUUGCAUUAAAUUCAAUGAAGUGUGUGUCAUAAGGAAUCCAAGCAAAUCCGCAUUAUCGAAAAUGUUCGAGAGCUGUCUUCGAAGGAGGGACUUCACAAUUUUAUAAUGUCUUAUUAACUUGUUGUAAACUAUCUCAGCUUCCAGUAAGUUACAGAGCAGCUAGGGAAAAAGGGGAUUUAUGUAUGAAUCAGAUGUGAAAAUGUUGCCAAUUCAAAUAGAUUCCAGUAUGUUGAUUAA